Molecule: messenger RNA, 870 nt
Organism: Anopheles bellator
Lineage: Eukaryota; Metazoa; Arthropoda; Insecta; Diptera; Culicidae
Product: prolyl 4-hydroxylase subunit alpha-1-like
Exons: 2
Coding region: 1-870 (289 amino acids)
Biological process (GO): peptidyl-proline hydroxylation to 4-hydroxy-L-proline
Cellular component (GO): endoplasmic reticulum
Molecular function (GO): L-ascorbic acid binding; iron ion binding; procollagen-proline 4-dioxygenase activity
Source: RefSeq, a predicted model, not a curated record
AUGGAUCUAUCGAGUGCUGUGGGCUGGACGUGGCUGCUGCUGGGGCUGUUCCUUGGCCAGUCGGCCUCACAGGACACCGCCGAAGACGGGGCUCCCACCACCGUGAAGAUCCGGUUCGACCCGUACCGGGAGCUGUGCCUCGGUACGUACGAGAGGCCGGUCGUGAUCACCAGCCAGCUGGUCUGCUGGUACGAUGCCCGCAACCUGCACAGCGUAAUCGGGCCGUACAAGGUGGAACUGCUCAGUUCGGAGCCGUUUGUCGGCAUUUUCCACGACGUGAUUCACGACAGCGAGAUCGCCAAGCUGAAGGAACUGGGCGAGCCGUACGUCAAGCAGUCGGGAGUGACGAACGAUAGCUGGCUGCCGGUGUACUACGACAACCACCAGACGUUCACGCUCCACGACCGAGAUCACAGCGUGGUGGAGCGGUUAACGCGGCGCAUCGAAAGGAUGACCGGGUUGAGUUGCGAGACGGCCGAGGCGAUGAAAGUGAUCUACAACGAAGCGGGCGCGUUCCGGACGAGCGAUAUCGACGCGCUCAGGACACCGGAGGAGCGCCACAAGUUUGCGUACGCCGGCGAUCGGCUAGCGACGGUGUUCUUCUUCAUGAGUGACGUCGAGGAGGGCGGUAGGCUUAUAUUUCCGCGGCUGCGCGUGAGUAUUCGGCCGCGGAAGGGCCACGCCGCGUUCUGGUAUAACCUCAAGGAAACGGGCGACGCGGACGACCGGUUGCGGUACAGCAUGUGCCCGCUGAAGGAGGACUCCAAGUGGGCGGCCAAGAAAAUCAUCCACACGCGGGGCAACGAACUCCGGAAGCCGUGCCAACCGACCGGCAACAUCCUGUCGCUCCUUGAGGCAGCCGAACAGUAG